GGCCCCGCCGGCACGGCCCCAGCGCCGCCGCGGAGCCAUGUUGCGCGGCCUGGGCAGCUGGCUGGGGCUGGAGCGGGCGGGCGAGGAGCAGCUGCUGCCCGCCCGGAGGAGCGACCCCGCCGAGCAGGAGCAGGAGCAUGAGGAGGAGGAGGAGGCAGGGCCGGCCGGGCAGGAGCAGGAGCAGGGCGAGCUGGACUCGGAGGCGCUGCUCAGCCAGGCCAAGGGAUUCGGCAGUUACCUCUUCAAUUUUGCCUCUGCUGCUACAAAAAAGAUAUCUGAGUCGGUUGCUGAAACAGCACAGACAAUAAAGAAGUCUGUAGAAGAAGGAAAAAUUGACAGUAUCAUCGAUAAGACAAUUAUUGGAGAUUUUCAGAAGGAACAGAAGAAAUUUGUCCAAGAGCAGCAAACCAAAAAAUCAGAAGCAGCAGUGCCUCCCUGGGCAGACAGCAAUGAAGAAGAGACAAUUCAACAACAAAUACUGGCUUUAUCAGCAGAUAAACGGAAUUUUCUGCGGGAUCCUCCAGCAGGUGUGCAGUUUCAUUUUGACUUUGAUCAAAUGUACCCUGUUGCACUGGUCAUGUUACAAGAAGAUGAGCUUCUCAAUAGGAUGAGGUUUGACCUUGUUCCCAAACAUGUAAAGGAGGAGGUGUUCUGGAGAAAUUAUUUCUACAGGGUGUCCCUAAUUAAACAGUCUGCACAACUCACAGCACUUGCAGCUCAACAGCAAGCAGCAGGAAAGGAGGAGGGCAAAGGCAGAGAAGAGGACAGUGAACUGAAAGAAACAGUACGGCCAAAAGCACCGCCUGUUACAAUAAAGCCUCAAAUAAAAUCACAAGAGGAUGAGGAAGAGAUUUCCACAAGUCCGGGUGUAUCAGAAUUUGUGAGUGAUGCUUUUGAUACCUGUAAUCUGAAUCAAGAAGACCUAAGAAAAGAAAUGGAACAACUAGUGCUAGACAAAAAGAAAGAGACUUCAGAAGUAGAAGAAGAAACUGCUGAUUGGGAAAAGGAAUUACAACAAGAGCUUCAAGAGUAUGAGGUGGUGACAGAAUCAGAAAAGCGUGAUGAAAACUGGGAUAAAGAAAUAGAAGAAAUGCUGCAAGAAGAAAAUUAAACAUUUUCACCAUAAAAUCACUAUAACCCAAAGCUCUUUUGGAGGACUGACGUGGAUUUCUGCUUUCAUAUUUUGCUUACAAAAAUAUCUUCAGAAGACAUAAAAGAAUCUAAAGUCAUUAUAAUUCCAUAUGGGAAUACAACCAGUAUUUCUGUUCUUUAUAUGAGCAGUUUCUGAACUUCUAUAUUCUUCAAAAGAAAAAAAAAAGAGGAAGCAGAUACUGCAGGUUAUAAUUAAAAGUGGUAACAUUAAUACAUGAAGCAGUGGUUCAGUUUGAGGCAUUUUUAGGUGAUCAAGAAGCUCUUCAAAGAGAUUUCUAAAUCUAAGAAUUGCAAUUUUUUUUUGUCCACAGCCUUCUGUUUGGGAUGUAAAAAUGGAUGUUGUAAGUAACUUAGUCCUUGACAACAAUUCUCUCAUGCUAUUUGCACUCUGAUCCAUGUAUAAUCUGUAAAUGUGUACUAUUUUUCAGGUACUUAUAGUUGGUAGAUUUCACAUGUAUUUAACUUCCUUAAUGUAUGUAGCCAAAGAAUUUAUAGAAAACCUUAUCGAAUAACUUUCAAGGGUUUGGUAAAACAUACUAAUGCAGAAUCCAAAAGAAGCUGAUUAUUUAUCAGUCAGGCAGCAAAUGUUUAAGCAUUUAAAUUAGUAGAGUUAGUAACUGCUUGAAUUAAAUUUGGGUUUGUUAAUCAUAUUGAGAUACUGCCUUUCCCCACAGAGAGAAGUGGUUUAAUGCUUUCUUUCUGCAGAAGGCUGUUAUGUUUCCAUUUAAUUUUACUGUCUGAGCUGAGAGCAAAUUAAAUGCUUCUCCUUAAUUUUAAGUGCUGCAACAUUUAUAUGAAAACUUUCAAUGAUUUGUAUAUCUUUAUUAAAUAUUGUAAAUAUGUAUAAAA
This is a messenger RNA of Passer montanus (Eurasian tree sparrow), 2001 nucleotides long. RefSeq names its product synapse associated protein 1 (gene SYAP1). The record is from RefSeq and is a predicted model, not a curated record. Gene Ontology annotation, cellular component: cytoplasm; synapse. NCBI's taxonomy places the organism in Eukaryota, Metazoa, Chordata, Aves, Passeriformes, Passeridae. The coding region runs from base 38 to 1111 and encodes 357 amino acids. The transcript has 9 exons.